This is a messenger RNA of Talaromyces marneffei, 1392 nucleotides long. RefSeq lists its product as uncharacterized. The coding region runs from base 1 to 1392 and encodes 463 amino acids. NCBI's taxonomy places the organism in Eukaryota, Fungi, Ascomycota, Eurotiomycetes, Eurotiales, Trichocomaceae. The transcript has 6 exons. Gene Ontology annotation, molecular function: metalloaminopeptidase activity. Gene Ontology annotation, biological process: proteolysis. The record is from RefSeq and is a predicted model, not a curated record.
AUGGGAGCAAAGACCUUUGAAGGAGGCGACAACCAUGAGGAUGCAACCAACGCGCUUUCGACCAAAUCGAAUGCCGUUGGAGGUAAACCUCGUGGCGCCAACAUGCUGGAAGACGGGGACGGCGAAUUUGGCACCGACGAUGACGACGACGGUGAUGGACAGGAUUCAUCCUUGGCCGUGGUAAAUCCCGAGGAUGGUUCUAAGCCAAAGAAGAGAAAACGCAGCAAAAAGAAGAAGAGCAACAAGAAAAAGCCCGGUGACGGUGCUCAGCAGCAGACUUCGCCUCCUAGAGUUCCGCUUUCUCAGCUCUUUCCAGAUGGGAAGUAUCCGGUUGGACAGAUGGUGAAAGUUCCGGCUGUGAAUCUGCGUCGUACUACCGACGAGGAACUCCGCUAUCUGAGCCGUGGUACUAUCACCAAUGAUGAAGCUCUCAGCGAUUAUCGCAAGGCCGCUGAGGUUCAUCGCCAAGUCCGCCACUGGGUUCAUGAGACAGUCCACCCCGGACAGUCCCUUACCGAACUCGCCGUGGGCAUUGAGGAUGGCGUGCGCGCAUUGCUCGGUCAUCAGGGACUAGAGCCUGGAGACAGUCUGAAAGGCGGAAUGGGAUUUCCAACUGGUUUGGCGUUAAACAACUGCGCUGCACAUUACACGCCCAAUCCUGGCCAGAAGGAUAUCAUCUUGAAGAAAGAGGAUGUCAUGAAAGUCGAUUUUGGAGUGCAUGUGAAUGGUUGGAUUGUCGAUAGUGCCUUUACAGUGACUUUUGAUCCCGUCUACGAUAAUCUACUUGCGGCCGUCAAAGAUGCCACCAAUACUGGUUUGAAGUGUGCGGGUGUGGAUGCUCGAGUCGGCGAAAUCGGUGGCUACAUUCAAGAGGCCAUGGAGAGCUACGAGGUCGAGAUAAAUGGCAAAGUGCAUCCGGUCAAAGCGAUUCGCAACAUUACCGGACACGACAUUCUCCCUUAUAGAAUCCAUGGCGGUAAGCAGGUCCCUUUCAUCAAGAGCAAGGAUCAGACCAAGAUGGAAGAGGGCGAAGUAUUUGCGAUUGAGACUUUUGGUACGACUGGAAAAGGUUACAUGAUGGAUGGUCCCGGCGUGUAUGGCUAUAGUAAAGAUCCAGAUGCACGAAACAUGCACCUUCCUCUUGCUUCGGCACGAGCACUAUUGAAGACCAUCAAUCAGAAUUUUGGCACCAUUCCGUUCUGUCGCCGUUACCUUGAUCGUCUCGGGCUGGAAAAGUAUCUCCUAGGGAUGAAUAGCCUCAUAUCUCAUGGUAUCGUCCACAUGUAUCCGCCCUUGGUCGAUAUACCCGGCUCAUAUACUGCCCAAUUCGAACAUACAAUUCUGAUCAAGUCCUCCGGGAACGAGAUCAUUAGCCGUGGUGAUGACUACUAA